UUGCCAGUGGAAUGACUGGCCUGUGAUGGUGGAGUGUGGAGCCUCUCACCCUGUUUGUUGUCCUGUCCAGACCCAGGAGAGUUGCUGCUUCCUGCGCCACAUGUUGAGGUUCUACGUGGAGACGGUCUUCAGACAUCACACCCCGUCCAGCCCGCUGAUGGAGAGGAGAACCAGCUGCCUGGCCAACUGCUUCCUCAGCAUCAAGAUCCUGCUCCGACAAUGUCUUUUCUUUGCCAUGCAGCACGAUGAGAUGAGGUGUCACUGUGCUGAGGAAACCAGGGAGAAGAUCAAACUCAUCCAAGACGCCUUCGAGAAGGUAGGUGACUGGUGUUUGCGUCCUGUGUUGACCAAUGACCCUGUGCCUUUUCAGAUGGACUUAAACGCGGCGGCUGUUAAAGCGAUCGGUGAAAUCAAUAUUCUGAUCGAUUGGAUGCAGCAAGCCUAGCGG
Messenger RNA from Amblyraja radiata (thorny skate), 448 nucleotides. RefSeq names its product interleukin-20-like. The record is from RefSeq and is a predicted model, not a curated record. The coding region runs from base 26 to 445 and encodes 139 amino acids. The transcript has 3 exons. NCBI's taxonomy places the organism in Eukaryota, Metazoa, Chordata, Chondrichthyes, Rajiformes, Rajidae.